Molecule: messenger RNA, 972 nt
Organism: Paramecium tetraurelia
Lineage: Eukaryota; Ciliophora; Oligohymenophorea; Peniculida; Parameciidae
Exons: 4
Source: RefSeq, a predicted model, not a curated record
AUGAAAUUGGUAAGUCAAGAGCUAGGACAAUUUAAUUUUCUAUCUUAAGCUGCUUUAAACGAAAUCAGUGUAAAAGGAGUGUUUGGAUAGAAUUUGAAAAAAUAAAAUCAAUAAGCUGAGAUUAAUGGAUUAUACAUUAUAUUGGUUGGAAUUGUCAAUAUAGAAUUUAUGGGGAUUAAACUUUAGGCUGAGAGACGGAAGAUUAUUAAUUUGUGUUUAAUUGAAAUGAUGAACGAUCAAAAAUAGGGAAGAGUCCAAUUCGAAUAAGCUGAUAACAAUGAUAUUUUGUACUUUUUUAUUGAUCAAGAGUAAUUCAAUGGUUGUUUACAACAAUAAUUUGAGAAGGAGAAGUAUUAAAUGAUAAAGGAAGAUAUUAUCUUUAAUAAUAACACUAAGUAAUUGAAUUUCCAAUGUCACUUUUGUAAAUAAUUUCAUCCAACUUUUAAUUGUGUUUGUCUGAAUAUUAAAGGAAGAUUCACUUAUGAUAAAACCAAUUAGGAGAGAGGUCCUAUGUUUAAGAGGAAGAAUAACAAUAGAACUAAGGCAGCCAUCUAUUAAUAAGGAACGAGCAAUUACAAUGUAUUUGAAAUGAAUUCAGACAGUUUCGAAGCCUUUUCGGAUUUUUCGAGUGAUAAAUUAAGUUUGUCGAAUUAGCAUAUGCAUCAUGAAUUGAUUGGUAAGCAGACCUCCAUAAGUCAGAUUCAGAAAGAUAUGCUGUAAAUAGAUAUUAUUUCAGAUAAGAUUACUGACCCUAUCAUAAGCAGUACUUUUAUCAAGCACUUUCAAGUUCAUGAAUCGACUCAAAAGCAUCAUGCAGAAAUGAUUCAGGCUGGAUUUUAAGAGCUCGAUGUGCUUAUGGAUGUUGACAAAUUUUGGGAAUAUGAACAUUACAACAUUAAUUUCAACUUAAAUAAUGUGAUUCAGAAAUUAAAUAAAUAGAAAUUUUUUGAAAAUUUUUUAUAAUAAUAAUGA